Messenger RNA from Aspergillus pseudotamarii, 279 nucleotides. RefSeq lists its product as uncharacterized. The transcript has 4 exons. The record is from RefSeq and is a predicted model, not a curated record. The coding region runs from base 1 to 279 and encodes 92 amino acids. Lineage: Eukaryota; Fungi; Ascomycota; Eurotiomycetes; Eurotiales; Aspergillaceae.
AUGCCGAAGACCUACGCUAUGCGCCUGCUGUUCCAGAAGAACGAAUUGAAGCAGGUGGUCACUCAAUGGGAGAAGAGGUAUAUUUCUGAGAUUGCCAAAUUGGGAGGUCGGGUGGCUCGGCUCAACACCCCACAGGCUACUGCCGGUACGAACAGUGUUAUUUACCAUGUGACAAUGCCUGAUAAGUCUGCUGCACGUAUUGAGGCUGUUAAUUUUGGACCAAAGCGGUUGGAAAAAAUGGGCAAGCUUGUCGAUGGUUGGAUUGUGCCUGAUAAAUGA